Messenger RNA from Erinaceus europaeus (western European hedgehog), 1923 nucleotides. It is a transcript of the gene CCDC159, whose product is annotated as coiled-coil domain containing 159. The transcript has 13 exons. Bases 109 to 1467 code for a protein of 452 amino acids. Lineage: Eukaryota; Metazoa; Chordata; Mammalia; Eulipotyphla; Erinaceidae. The record is from RefSeq and is a predicted model, not a curated record.
GUGACUCACCCUGCGGGCGGGGCGGCUUUGCCCGCGAUGGUGUCCCCAGGGGAUCAAACUUCAGCGUCACAGCUGGGCGAUUGGCUUCGCGGUCCCUAAUGGGAGAAAAUGAGCCACAGGAGCGACCCUCUUCUCGCGGGGCUAUCCCGGGAUUCUGAGUGCUCUGGACCAUGCAUCUGCUCUCCUCCUCAGGUCACCAGCAUGAAUCUCACUGCCAGCGGGAGCUGUGGUGACAAAUGUUGGGGCUCUCACUCCAACAAGGUCUUGGAAUAUAAGAUCCAUUGGUCCCGGAGCCCCGAGUCAGAGAACUUGACUCUGGGGUCCCCAGAAAACGCAACUCCCAGUGCAGAGUGGAGGCCGGGCAGGAGUCCAGGGUCUCGGGCCAAUGGGGCACCCCCUUUCUCCACCCCAGAUGUGCCAGAGGGAUGCAGUGACCAGGACCUUCUGAGGAAGACUGGCUGCAUUAAUAAGAACCUGAGACUCCAAGAACCCACAGCUCUCACAGCAGUCUGGAACCCCCAAGCUGGGAUGGGCUGGAAUGGGCUACAACCCAGGGAUACAUGUGCUCCUACCCCCCUUGACCUCUCUCCCCAGAAAUCUUUGGAGACCAACCCUCCCAAAGUCAAAGCCAAGCCCUGCAUAAUGGUCCCAGACUCCCAGAAGCAUCUGCGGUGUGAGUUGGAGUCCCUCCGUAGUCAGCUGCAAGCCCAGACAAAGGCGUUCGAGUUCCUGAACCACUCGGUGACCAUGUUGGAAAAAGAGAGUUGUCUUCAACAGAUAAAGAUUCAGCAGCUCGAAGCAGAGAUGCUGAGUGCCCCGGGCCACCCUUCAGAGAAGGAAGGUUGCAAGUGGAAACCGGAGCAGGGCCAGCAAGAGCUGUACGGGGCCCUGGCUGAGGGCCUGCAGGGGCUGCAGAAAACUUUACGAGACAGCGAGGAGGUGCAACGAGCCCGCACCACUCGCUGCUUGCAGCUCUUGGCCCAGGAGAUCCGCGACAGCAAGAAAUUUCUCUGGGAGGAGCUGGAGCUUGUCCGAGAGGAAGUGGCCUUCAUCUACAGAAAGCUCCAGGCCCAGGAAGAGGAGAUAACAGAAAACCUUGUGAGCAUUCAAAAGCUCCAGAAGACACAGGUGAAAUGCAGGAAGGUCCUGGCGAAGAUGAAAAGGCAAGGCAUCGACACAUCCUCCAACUGGCUGGAGGAGGAGCCGGCCCAGGCAGUGCUGAACUGCUGGAGGGAAGACCUCAGGAGAGAGCUGGGUGACAUAUGGUCUGCAGUGCACACGUUGCAAAACUCCUUCGACGGCCUGACGGUGCCUCACGGCACGCGCCCCCGGGCCUCCAGCCUCAGAGGCGACAGUGGUCACCGCUGUCUGAGCCCCGUGCUUCACUCCUGGGAUUCGGACUCUGAUGAAGACCAGGACCCUGCCCCCGUGCCACUCAGCAGGAGUCGUGCCUUUCCAGUUGUUUGAGCAGCCGGGACUGCUCUCUUCCCUGAAGAUCCCUCCAGAGAGAAAAUAAACUAACUAGCCAAGACCCUCCUCUGGCCUGGCUCCGGAUGCUUCCUGUGCCUGCAACUGGCCGCCUCUCCCCAGCCGCCCUCCUAGAUUUCACUCUCGGUGUUAAGAAGGGUCCCCAGGGGAGGCUGUUUGGAAUCUGUGGGCUUGGGGUCGAAGGGAAACAUGGAGCCAAAUGGAGCAGUUCACAAGGGGUGGAAAGAGACGUCAGAAGGGCCCAGGCGGUGGCACACCUGGUUAAGCGCACACCUUACCGUGUGCAGGGAUCUGGGUUCAAGCCCCUGGUUCCCACCUGCAGGGGGAGGGAAGCUUCACGAGCGGUGAAGCAGGGCUGCAGGUGUCUCUGUCUCUCUAUCUCUUUCUUCCCUCUCAAUUACUCUGUGCCUCUAUCCAAUAGCAAAUAAAUAAAUA